AAAACUUGCAGUCAUUUUCCGUUGCCUUAUCACUCAUCUGUGCACAUUACACGACUGCACGUGCGUCCUUUAUCAACGGUUGUGGACAUGUGGCCCGUGGGUGCCGGGUAGUAAAGGUAAAGCACCAAACUCAAUUACUCAAAGUUUAAAACUACUUUUAAAAUAGAUGAAUAAAAUAGAUUUCAUUUAUUUUGUGGUAAAGCUGUAAAAAAGUUCCUUGAAGUUUGAAUUUCUUCUAUUUUAUGUAAAAAGAUAUAGUUAUUGUAGUACUUAUCUAAAAUACAUAUUUCUCUUCAACUAGGUAUGUAUAUACUUAGUACAUGCACGGAAUUUCUAUAGUAAAUCAUAAUUGUUUCAAAACUAUUUUCUAUGAAUGGAUUAUGAUUUAUUACAUACAUGAAUCCACACUGUCACAACUGCUGAUGAAAUGAAUUCGUCGUUAGUCGACGAUGAUUUGGAUCUGAACGUUUUUGACCCAUAUACACAAGCCGCGUUGAUCAAAGGAGGUUUUCUAUUAUCCACAAAUAUUUUAAAGUAUACUGAGGAAGAAUUUAGAAAAAAAGUUAAUUUGACUGUAGAAGCCACUCGUCGUGUGUAUAUUGCAGCAGCUAACAUAAGUGCAUCAAAUGUCAAAUGUCAUCAAGAGCUAAAUAAUAAAGUUCUUACUACAGGCUGUAUACAGAUUGAUAAACUUUUAGGGGGAGGAUUAUUCAAAUGUGGUAUCACAGAGAUCUCUGGGGAAAGUGGUUGUGGGAAAACACAAUUUUGUUUACAGAUUGCACUUACUGUUCAAUUACCAUUACCACUCAAAGGAGCAAAGUCUGGAGCUGCAUACAUUUGUACUGAAGACCGAUUUCCUUCUAGUCGAAUACAACAGAUGAUUUCUAAUAUUCGUUUUAAGUAUAAAUGUGAUAAUAAAAUUGAUAUGAAUGAAUUAUGUCAAAUAGAUUAUGGAGACAAUAUUCUAAUUAGUCACGUAGCCACUGUGGAAGAUUUAAAAAAAUGUAUCCAUGAAAUGCUUCCAAAAGCAUUGUUACAUAGACCUAUAAAACUCAUUAUUAUUGAUAGUAUAACAGCUGUGUUUCGUGGAGAAUAUACAUUAAGUGAGUUACCUCGUAGAUCUAGAGAUCUCAGAGAUAUAGCGUUUUUUCUACAUAAGCUAUCUGUUGAACAUGGGCUAUGGAUCAUAUGUGUUAAUCAGGUAACAUCAUCAAUGUCAGAUAACAGUGGAAAGAAAUUAGUUCCAUCUUUGGGACUUUCAUGGGCAAAUUUAGUGACUACUAGACUUAUGAUGUCUAGAACACAGUCUUCUAGAUAUAUAGAAGUAAUGUUCAGCCCACAUACGGCUUCAACAAGUAUUCCUUUUAGAAUUACUGAACAAGGGAUUGAAUCUAACUAAAAUGCAUUGUUUAUCAACAACAGUAAUUAUAUUUUGAAUUAUUUUCAUAUGAUCAGUCAUGAAGUAUUUUUUUUUCAUGAUAUAUAUAUAUAUAUAUUGAUUUUACAAAAUAUAUUUAUAUAAAAAUAA
This is a messenger RNA of Rhopalosiphum padi (bird cherry-oat aphid), 1528 nucleotides long. RefSeq names its product DNA repair protein XRCC3. Gene Ontology annotation, molecular function: ATP-dependent DNA damage sensor activity; four-way junction DNA binding; ATP binding. The record is from RefSeq and is a predicted model, not a curated record. The transcript has 6 exons. The coding region runs from base 428 to 1399 and encodes 323 amino acids. NCBI's taxonomy places the organism in Eukaryota, Metazoa, Arthropoda, Insecta, Hemiptera, Aphididae. Gene Ontology annotation, cellular component: replication fork; Rad51C-XRCC3 complex. Gene Ontology annotation, biological process: resolution of mitotic recombination intermediates; t-circle formation; double-strand break repair via synthesis-dependent strand annealing.